Messenger RNA from Pochonia chlamydosporia 170, 1680 nucleotides. Its product is annotated as cell wall glucanase (Scw4). Bases 1 to 1680 code for a protein of 559 amino acids. NCBI's taxonomy places the organism in Eukaryota, Fungi, Ascomycota, Sordariomycetes, Hypocreales, Clavicipitaceae. The record is from RefSeq and is a predicted model, not a curated record. The transcript has a single exon.
AUGAACCUUUCCACAACCUUAACAAGAAGCCUACCGGUGGAAUCGGCGACUCUAGUUUGGUUCGAGACGACGAGCAGCGCCCUCCGCGGUGAAAUCAGCAAACUGGAGAUAAGCCUUACUGUCGACAACUGUCAUCGAAAUCUUCUCGAAACGCCUUACCAAGCUAGCGAGGAGAGCGGUACGAGACACCAGAUGCCUGACUUGAAUCCAAAGUUGGGCGACUUCCAAAAGGUAUACAGCGCCAGAUCGUCCAGCGUGACAGAACCACCGGGUCAGUCUCAUUCGCACUUGCUGUUACAUACAGCCGAAUCAGAGUCUGCAAUUAGUGACCAUAAAGGCUCAGCACCAGUGUCAUGCAAAAGCGGAGUGGCGAAGCUUGGAGACUUUCGACGCCUCCAAAUUCCCUGUCAAAAUGCGAUUUAUACGCCUAAGAAUGGAAUAUCUCAACUUGGGUCACAGCAUAGGACAACUCAACUUAGCCCUGGACCGUACGGCGGGGGAGUUGGCGAUCAUUCCCUGAGGUGCCAAAUCAAAGAUGAUGAUAUAACGUUUGCGUUGCCCCAACGUACUCAGAGCUCUUUUCCUGUCUCUCACGAUGAGCAAGGGCCAUUGUCGGCCGCCCACGAAGGAGACCAACAUGUAUCUGAAGCCGCCGCCACAAUACAUAAGGACCGGUCACAUAAUGGCCUCCAGCUACAACAGGGCCUCAAUGAUACCUCUGAGGCUAAUUUUGAGCCACACCCACAAAAAUCUUUGGAGCAAAAUCGGGAGCUGAUUCACAGUAACCCCCUCGGCGAAGAAGCUGAGAGUUUCCGGUCGCCAGUCCUCUCAGAGUCCGUGAAAAAUACACCAACGCCGAACGUCGCCAAGAUUCUGUCGUACAAACUGGGUAAGAAAGAUCUCACUCCUGUACUGGGUGCGAAGCUUAGUCUUGACCAGCAACAUCGCUCAUUGCUGUUGAGGCUAGUGCCGCUCAGAGCUGGAGACGCCAGAUUGGCAAUGCAGGAUGACAAAGUAGCGAGAAAUGGAGUACAUGUCUUUCUAGACAUGUCAAACAUCAACAUCAGCUUUCACAAUGCCCUAAGGGCGAAGUUCUCCAUCCACGAACACGCCCGUUUCGUGCCACUUCCACAGCUAAAUUUACAGUUUCUCACGGAGAUCCUUGUUCGCGGUCGAAAGGUUGUGGCUUUGAAUGCCGGGUGCUCUGUUCCACCUUAUCGCCAGGAGCCUCGAUACGUUCACGACCUUCAAGAGUUGGGUUACCGCGUUGAUCUUAGAGAGAGAACGCGGGCGGCUGAACAUGCGCGAUCUGGAUUUAGAGGGGACAAAGCUGUAGAACCUUCCUCGUCGGAUGAAAUCGCAUCCUCUUCUCGUGCUGUCCGUUAUAUUGAAGAGCUGGUCGACGAAACAUUGCAAACUCGCAUUGCAGAGUCAGUGAUGGAAUUUUUUGAGGAUCAAGGAACCCUUGUGAUAGCUACAGGCGAUGCACAGCCCGCGAAGUACUCGGACGGAUUUUUUGUUUACGCUGAACGAGCCCUGAGGAUGGGAUGGAAUGUGGAAGUAGUAUCAUGGAAGAUUAGUCUGUCCUCUCACUGGAACAAACCAGGCUGGGCUGAGCAUUGGGGUGGCCGGUUUCGAGUUGUCGAACUAGAUGAUUACAUCGAUCUUCUCCUAGUAUGA